GGAAAUGAAGGAACAAGUGGACUCAGUCCUGGAAAUCCGGAACGAGGCGUCCCAAAUAGGCAAUCACGGCAACUUUCUCACAGUCAGCGAACGCAUAGGCCCUUCCUUGACUUUCCCAACGCCCCAUCCAUCGGCACCUCAAGGUUAGACUCCCUGUUUUCUCUGUUUGCGCGUUAGAGGCAAGGUCGAGCGUAUGAGCCAAGAAUGAGACCUGUCGGGAUGGUAUUUUGGAUGGAUGGCUCACAGUCUGGUUGGAUGACGCUGCCAAAAAUUUCAUUCAACUUGCCCCUUGCGCUAAGUUUGCUGUGGUAGAUGCUGACCCGUGGCUUUGCAGAUAUUCCCUAUGGCCGCAACAAAAGCUACGAAGGGUAAGGCCGCAGCCAAGACUUCAAAAGACGUUAAGGCCAAGGCGGCCAAAAAGGCAGCGCUCCAGGGUUCUCACUCUCACUCUUCACGCAAGACGCGGUUGUCAGUGUCGUUCCACCGCCCCAAGACGCUCCGAUUGGCCCGUAACCCCAAAUACCCGCGUAAAUCCAUUCCACACACACCAAGGAUGGAUCAGUUCCGCACUAUCGUCUCACCUCUGAACACUGAAUCAGCAAUGAAGAAGAUUGAGGAGCACAACACGCUGGUGUUCAUUGUCGACAUCAAGUCGAACAAGCGGCAGAUCAAAGAUGCGGUGAAGAAGCUGUAUGAUGUGCAGGCGGCCAAGGUAAACACCCUUAUCCGACCGGAUGGCAAGAAGAAGGCAUAUGUUCGCUUGACACCUGACCAUGAUGCUCUGGACGUCGCCAACAAGAUUGGAUUCAUCUAAGUAGUUCUGUAUGCAAUAGGACCCAAUAUGAGUGUCUG
Molecule: messenger RNA, 852 nt
Organism: Guyanagaster necrorhizus
Lineage: Eukaryota; Fungi; Basidiomycota; Agaricomycetes; Agaricales; Physalacriaceae
Exons: 5
Coding region: 344-814 (156 amino acids)
Biological process (GO): translation
Cellular component (GO): ribosome
Molecular function (GO): rRNA binding; structural constituent of ribosome
Source: RefSeq, a predicted model, not a curated record